Ochlerotatus camptorhynchus is the source of this 5049-nucleotide messenger RNA. RefSeq lists its product as uncharacterized. Bases 1 to 5049 code for a protein of 1682 amino acids. The transcript has 2 exons. Gene Ontology annotation, molecular function: nucleic acid binding. Gene Ontology annotation, biological process: DNA integration. Lineage: Eukaryota; Metazoa; Arthropoda; Insecta; Diptera; Culicidae. The record is from RefSeq and is a predicted model, not a curated record.
AUGCAGCAAAUCGAAGAGGAGCAAAGAACCCAGGAAAAGUUGAUGAAGGAAGUACAGGAGUACGCCAAAGCAUUGCGUGAGAAGGCGGUACAGCAGGAAAUUGAGAGCAGAAGCAAAGCCAUGCAGGAGAAGAUGGAACGGGAGUUAGAUUUCAUCAGAAGGAAGUAUAAUCUUCUGCAGAACGAGCUGAAUGAAGGUGAGAAUGGUAGCGUGAAAAGUUAUCGAAGCGAACGAAGUGCAUCUAGCACAGUCCAUAAGUGGUUGGAAGCCCAGCGCGAGGCGCUCUUGACAAGUUCCGGGAACAAAAAUGCCCCAACUUCCUCAAGGUCUCGAACCGGAGCCAUCCCAAAAGGGACUACUGCAACGAAGCCAGUGGACGACAACGUUGUUAGCUAUCAGCUUCUUCACCCUUCAUCCGUACCGCAGAUCAUUUCAACAUUGCAGAUGCUGUAUGGUCGGCCUGAGCUGGUGGUGAAUAGUCUGGUUAACAAGGUUCGUUCUACACCUCCCCCAAAAGCGGAUCGUUUAGAAAGUGUAACUACCUUUGGUUUGGCGGUUCAAAAUUUAUGCGGCCACUUACGUGCAAUGGGCAUGGAGAACCAUUUGUCCAACCCUACUCUGCUGCAAGAGUUGGUUGGAAAGCUCCCAGCAGGAAUUAAGCUGGAUUGGGCACUUUAUCAACGACAAAUUCCUUACGCAGACCUGCGCGCUUUCAGUGACUACAUGUCUACAAUUGCGUCAGCUGCUAGCAACGCAACGUUCAGCACCGAGGUCAUCCAGAAACAGGAGAAGUCGAAGAGCAAAGAAAAGGGCUACGUCAACGCACAUGCGGAAGACAUCCGAAAGAACGCAGAUCAGGAGAAUCGGAAGUCGGGUGAGAUUAGCAAGGAGAAACAGCCGUAUCAACCCAAACCGUGCUCCGUGUGUCAAAAGCUUGGUCAUAAUAUUAGAGACUGCAAUGUCUUCAAGAGUCGCAACAUCGAAGAACGGUGGAAGCUGGUCCAACAGUUACAUCUCUGCAGACGAUGCUUGAUUUCCCAUGGAAAGUGGCCGUGCAAGGCGUCAGGGUGCGGUAUACAAGGGUGCGAGCUUCGACACCAUACUUUGCUACACCCAGGGCAACCUGAGGGCACAUCUGGAACAUCUGCACCUGCAACCGGAAAUGUGAAUGUCCAUCGACAAAAGCCACGGUCUACUCUUUUCCGCAUCCUACCCGUGACUUUAUACGGCAAGGAUUCAUCAGUUGAAGUAUUAGCCUUUCUAGAUGACGGGUCGUCGCUCACUUUGAUAGAGAAGGAAGUUGCGGACCAGCUCGGUAUGGAAGGGGAACUGGAGCCACUUUGUCUACAAUGGACAGGAAACGUAACGAGAAUGGAGUCGGAGUCAAGGGUCAUCCAACUCGGCAUAUCUGGGACGGAUAGUAGCAAGCGUCAUACUCUCGAGUGCGUACGUACGGUUGAUCGUUUGGAUCUUCCUCCGCAGUCUUUGCAAUUCAAUCAACUGGUUCAACAGUUUCCUUACCUUCGGGGUCUUCCGGUGAAAAGUUAUAACGGAGCCACCCCUCGCAUCCUUAUUGGUUUGGAGAACACGGAGCUACUAGUAACGUUGAAGAAACGAGCAGGUAGACCUUCUGAACCAGUCGCAACGGAAACUAAACUUGGUUGGACAGUAUACGGAACGGUGGAAGGCCUGAACGAACCAUUUGAACACCGUCUUCUGCACAUCUGUUCUGGUUCCAAUGAUCGGAAACUACACGACGUUGUCAAGGAGUUUUUCUCGAUCGAAAACACUGGUGUAGUGGCUGCGCCAGCGGUAGAAGCAGAAGAUGUCCGGCGGGCACGGGAGAUCAUGCAACGGACCACGGUUCGUACAGCUUCCGGAAGGUUUGAGACGGGCUUGCUGUGGCGCUAUGAUUAUAUCGAAUUUCCGAACAGUAGACCGAUGGCAGAGCGGCGUCUUAAGUGCCUAGUGCGAAGACUAGAGAAAACACCUGAACUCUACGAAAACGUCAGACAGCAGAUUGCUUCUUACGAGUCCAAAGGAUACGCUCAUCGAGCAUCGGCGGAAGAGUUGGCCAAAUUUGACCCUCGAAGAACUUGGUAUCUUCCCCUCGGAGUGGUUAUUAAUCCAAACAAGCCGGGAAAAAUUCGAGUGGUGUGGGAUGCUGCGGCGAAGGUGGAUGGAGUCUCGUAUAACUUUAUGCUUCUGAAGGGACCGGACCUGCUCGCGUCUCUUCCUGCGGUUCUACAGCGUUUUCGUCAACGGCAGAUAGCAGUAACGGGUGAUAUCAGAGAAAUGUUUCACCAGCUCCUGAUUCGCUCCGAAGAUCGUCAAAGUCAGCUUUUCCUGUGGUACGACAAUCCGUCUUGCGAAAUCCACGUCUAUGUCAUGGACGUUGCGACGUUUGGGUCGACAUGCUCACCGUGCUCUUCCCAAUACGUCAAGAAUCUGAAUGCAGAAGAAUGGAGGUGCGAGUUCCCGGAAGCUGUAGAUGCGAUUGUACAUAACCACUACGUGGACGAUUACCUCGACAGCAGGGAUUCUGUGGAGGAAGCGACGAGUAUUGCAACAGCAGUAAAAGAAGUCCAUGCGAAAGCCGGAUUUGAAAUCCGUAAUUGGCUAUCGAACUCGGAUGAGGUUGUGCGACGGGUCGGGGACGGCAGCGUUGCAGAUCUUGCCAAGAGCUUUGCAGUAGACAAAAACAAUGGUACGGAAAGAGUUCUGGGAAUGUUGUGGAAGCCUUCCAGUGACGUUUUCACGUUUUCCAUACGCUUCCGUGAUGGGAUAUCCCAGAUAUUGAACGACAGGGUUGUUCCAACGAAGCGCGAAGUCUUGAGGGUUGUAAUGAGUCUUUUUGAUCCUCUUGGCUUAGUGGCCGCUUUCGUAGUACACGGAAAGUGUAUCAUCCAGGACAUCUGGAGGUCCAAUGUGAGCUGGGACGAGCAAAUUCCGGAAGAGAUCUUCAACCGAUGGCGUCGCUGGGUGGAAGUACUGAAAGAGCUGGAUCAAGUCACUAUCCCUCGCUGCUACUUCCCAAACUAUUCACCGAACAGCUUGGACACACUUGAAUUGCAUGUGUUUGUUGAUGCAAGUGAGGAAGCGUACGCCUGCGUUGCUUACUUUCGCAUCAUCGAUCGUGGUCAGGUCCGCUGUGCACUUGUAUCUGCAAAAUCGAAGGUCGCUCCACUAAAACCACUGUCAAUUCCGCGGUUGGAACUGCAGGCAGCGGUCAUAGGAAGCAGAUUGGUGAAGUCAAUUGAGGAAAACCACACGCUGCCGAUUCGUCGUAGAGUAAUCUGGAGCGAUUCAAGCACGGUGUUAUCGUGGAUACAGUCGGACCAGCGCAAAUACCGUCAGUUUGUGGCGGUCAGAAUCAGCGAAAUCCUAGAUGUGACCAAUAUAGAGGAAUGGCGUUGGGUGCCAACGCGCCUUAACGUAGCGGAUGAAGCAACGAAGUGGGUGAAAGAACCCAGCUUCCAUGCGGAUUGUAGGUGGUUUGUCGGACCUGAGUUUUUGUACCAGGAGGAGUCGGCGUGGCCAAAAAGGAUUCUGCCAACGAAGGACACUGCUGAGGAGAUACGCCCGAUACAUGCCCAUCAUCGGAAAAUUCCUGAACCUCUGAUAAACUACAGCAGGUAUUCCAAGUGGGAAAGAUUAUUGAGAGCCACAGCAUUCCUUCUGCGGUGUGUGAAUAACUGCAGAAGCAAAAUCAACGGAGAUCCUGUCGAACUCAACCCCAUUUUGUCUCAACGGGAGCUGCAGAAUGCCGAGGAGUUUCUUUGGCGUGCCGUGCAGAUGGAGGCAUAUCCUGAUGAAGCCAUCGUGCUCGGAAGACAGCAGCAACAAUCGAGUGCAGCAAGGUUGGAAAAAACAAGCCCGCUUCACAAAUUAUCACCCUUCGUCGAUGAGACGGGAGUAAUUAGACAGGAAGGGCGAAUUGGUGCUGCCAACUACGCUUCCUAUGACGCUAGGUUCCCAAUAGUGCUUCCACGAAACCAUUACGUGACUGGACUCGUUUUGGAUUGGUGUCACCGUAAAUAUGCACACUGCAACGUGGAGACUAUUGUUAAUGAGGUUCGCCAAAAAUUCCACAUUUCUAACUUGCGCACGGCAGUGCGCAAACAGAUACGAAAGUGCAACUGGUGUAUCGUCUACAAGGCUACCCCACGGGCUCCGAGAAUGGCGCCCCUUCCAGAGUCCAGGAUGUCUUCGUACGUACGUCCUUUCUCCUUUACCGGAGUGGACUAUUGCGGACCUUUCUACAUCCGGAUCGGUCGUAGUAGUGUGAAGAGAUGGGUAGCGCUCUUUGUGUGCCAAACCGUGAGAGCCAUCCAUUUAGAGGUCGCAAGCAGUCUGUCAACUGAAUCCUGCAAAAUGGCUGUGCGACGGUUCAUCGCAAGAAGAGGUGCUCCGCAGCAGAUCUUCAGUGAUCAAGGAACCAAUUUUCAUGGCGCUAGGAAGGAGUUGAAACAGGAGAUUGCAGGCAUCAACCAGAAACUGGCUGACACCUUUACCAACUGCAACACUCAGUGGAUUUUGAAUCCACCAGCUGCCCAACACAUGGGUGGCUCGUGGGAACGACUGGUCCGUUCGGUCAAAAUAGGUUUAAACACGCUCUCUACCAGCAGGAAUCCGGACGAGGAGACCUUUGGAACCGUUCUGGUCGAGGUGGAAGCCAUCGUGAACUCUAGACCGCUAACGCACGUGCCACUUGAUUUGGAAGAUGACGAAGCGCUUACUCCCAAUCAUUUUUUGAUGUUGAGCUCCAGUGGUGUUGUGCAGCCAACCAAGUCGCCUGUUGAUACUGGCGCUGUUCUCAAAACCAACUGGGGCCACGCGCAAAGUCUUUUAGGCCUCUUCUGGGCCAGAUGGGUUAGGGAAUACCUCCCGACCAUCAGAACACGCACCAAGUGGUUCGACGACUCUAUACCAAUUCAACCAGGAGAUUUGGUGAUGUUGGCGGAUGGUGGAAUACGGAACAGCUGGAUUCGCGGAAAGGUCGUCAGAAGAUAUCUAGGAUUGCUACAGUUCAUCAUGAACCCGACGUAG